AUGCAGUUCUACCCCAUUGGCCUUUCUUGUCUCCUGGCCCAGGCCGUGGCAUCCUCCCGACUCCAGAAACGAUGGCUAAACGGGGACACUGCCACUGGCACCAUCGAUCCGGACGUGACAAGUGAAUGUGAGUAUUGGGCCAACGACAUAUCCGCGACCGACACCUACUACUGUGUGCUGAUUGAAGGAUGGAGCUACUGUGUCGAGGGCCCGGCCGUAACUGUUACCGCGGCUGCGUCCAUCACGACGAAUACCACGAUUCCCGUCGUUAUUUUCACCGUGGUGACUGAUUUUGUGAACAGCACGACCCUCGCGGCUGCAACUGCUACAUCUGAAUCGGCCACCACUGCCACUCCCACCUCGACCGCCACCGACUCGGGUGGAGUGCCUUCACCAAUGCAGAGUGGUCUCGAUCUGUACUUGGAUUUCACACUCAAUGAGUUCUACACUUGGAACCCGGGUACUUCCAGCAUUGUGACUGCAACGACGACCGCCUCUGCAACUUCGUCCUCCCCAUACCAGCCUCAGCAGACCGGUCUUACAUCGAAAUGCGAUGAUUCUUACUAUGUAAACGAGGGUGACGACUGCACCGCCCUCCUCGAGGAGUUUGAUAUCACCAUGGCUGAAUUUCACGCCUGGAACUCUGCGCUGGGGUCUGACUGCAACAAGAUGGAAUAUGGGUACUACAUCUGCGUGGGCGUUCCUGGUACAUCCUGUCUUUUCAGCUCGACCUCCAUGGGGUCUACCACCACAGCCUCAGUUACCAGCGCAUCCACCUCAAUUCCAACCACAGCAACCACAACAGCAACCACAACAGCAACCACAACAGCAACCACAACAGCAACCACUACAGGCCCCUCCCCAACCCAAACCGGUAUCACCACCAACUGUACCACUUACUACGAGGCCACCGCCAACGACAUUUGCUGGUCGAUCGUGACGGAAAAAUACGCCUACCUCACCGAGGCGGAAUUCCUCGACUGGAACCAGGCUGUUGGGUCCGACUGCACCGGUCUGUGGGCAGGCUACUAUUACUGCGUGGCGACGACCACCGCCGCCCCCAUGCCAAACACCAUUGACACCUGCACAACCUACUACCUUGUCGUCGAGGGAGAUAGCUACUAUUCGAUCGAGCAGGCGUACGGGAUCUCAGCCGCCGAUUUUGUGGAAUGGAAUCCCGCCGUGGGGAGCAGUUGUGCGUCGCUGUGGAAGGGGUAUUAUGUUUGUAUGGGUGUCUGA
Aspergillus uvarum CBS 121591 is the source of this 1239-nucleotide messenger RNA. Its product is annotated as LysM peptidoglycan-binding domain-containing protein. NCBI's taxonomy places the organism in Eukaryota, Fungi, Ascomycota, Eurotiomycetes, Eurotiales, Aspergillaceae. The transcript is spliced from 6 exons. The coding region runs from base 1 to 1239 and encodes 412 amino acids. The record is from RefSeq and is a predicted model, not a curated record.